Hirsutella rhossiliensis is the source of this 1839-nucleotide messenger RNA. RefSeq lists its product as uncharacterized. Bases 1 to 1839 code for a protein of 612 amino acids. NCBI's taxonomy places the organism in Eukaryota, Fungi, Ascomycota, Sordariomycetes, Hypocreales, Ophiocordycipitaceae. The record is from RefSeq and is a predicted model, not a curated record. The transcript has a single exon.
AUGACCAGUUACGCAACCUUAUUCGCCGAAUAUGGAAAGAGCAUCAACGAGGACAAAGCGCAACUUGACGACCUUGUAAACAGGAUAACCGAUGCCGACACGUACAGAGAGCACAUGGAUCCCUUUCACGCAACGACUUACAACCUCGGAACCCAGGUUUCGGGUGCUCUUGGGUUUCUUGAGGACAAGCAGCGACUGACCACGCAGGAGCCUGACCCAUACCGACGGGAUCAAGUGGAGAAGGAAGAAGACGCAGAGGGCCGUGCACUGGUCGCUUUGCAGGAAGGACAGGCUGUGGUCGCACAAGUAUACGGGGGUAUCAAGUUGCAGGUGGAUACUUUUGUUGGGGGUAUGCUUGACAACUUCAUCGUCAUCAACAAAAUCAGAUCCAAAGUGCGCGGUUACAUCGAUGCAGAAGACGAAGACGGCAGCGGCAUGCAAAACGCCGAUCAGGAAGCCGACGGCAUAUUGGUUGCCAUCCAGGACGCGCUGUGGGAGCUGUCACCCGCAGCACCUUUUAAAGACUGGUACAAUAAGAUUACAAGCGACGAGGAAGUGGGUGUAUGGGGAUGGUUGGGCGUCACCUUUGAAAUUGGACUCGAGGUCCUCGCGUGGGUGCCCACGCCGGCUGCCCCUGCUGCCCGGAUAUUCAAGAUCGGGCGAACGGCAUACAAGGUGAUGAAGUUGCUGAAAAAGGCCCAAAGAAUCAUCACAAGAUCAAAAAAGCUCUGCAAAAGCGUCAAGGCUAUCGGACAGCUUGAAACGGCCGUUGCAACUCUCCAGUCGCUACUACAGAAAUUCACCAUGGGUUUGAAUCUAGCCGGAUUCAUUGACGAACAGGAGUCGAAGCCGAGAGAACCAACCGAAGCCGAGAAGAAGACGCUACUGGAGCUUAACCAGCUCGCCAAUCUGGUAAAGGUGCCCAAGAGGGGGAGACUAAACGACGACGAGAUCAAACAAGUGCUCAGUACCCUCCAGGAGAAGCUGAAGGAGGGUGACGUCGUCAAAGACGCCAUGAAAGCCACCAUCUGCAAGAGAUACGACCUGAAACUGUUGUCCUUGGUCGGUGGAGGAGGAGGGAGGCUAUGUGGUCCCGGACGGACGACCCCCAGUUCUAGUCCCAACAAGAAGCCCGCACUUCCGAACAAGAAUCCCACAAGCCCAGAGAAGAAGAAGACCAGCCCCAAAAUAGACGAGAAGAAGAAGACCAGCCCCAAAAUGGACGAGAAGAAGAAACAGGAUGCGGGGAGGUGGUUAUUGACCGGCACCUCAAAGCGAGCAGAUGAGAAGCAACAGCUGGUCGACGAUGUACUGGCCCUAUCCAAGAGGUCCACAGAUAACCAGGGCGAGAUGGACUUGGAUCGUACCAUCAGCAUCCUUGACCGAGCCGCCCAAGAUCUCACCAAGUUGGACAAGGGUGAUGGGCCUGGCAAACGCGACGAAGACGACGACGUGGAUGGACUCUCGUUUUUGGACAACGAGGAGCUUCUGCAGGGGUUUGCCGCCCUCUUUAAGCCGAGCUUCAACUACGAUCCGGAAGACGAGAUAGACGAUGCGAGCAAUCCUGAGUUGAACGAGGUCGAUUCGAAUGACCCCGCAAAAGAUGGUGACCUCCCAAAGGCGAACGAGCCCGAGAAGGCGGAAGAGCCCGAGAAGACCGGGCCGCCCUCUUGGUUUGGGGGAUCCCCAGAGGCCUGGACGAACUAUAUUGAUCCGAGUGAUGUUGAUUGCGAUCCCUCAGGUAGAGACCCGUCAGAUUGUGACGACUGGAAGUUGGAUCCAAAGGAGUUGAAAACUUGGGGGGAGUUGGGUUGGACCAAGAAUAAGCCGCCGAAAUGA